AUGCUGGAAGAAGACUUCACUCCUGCCGAGACUACGGACAACGGCAAGCACCGAUGGAAAAAGGUUGAAUUUUUUUGAAGAUUUUCUUUAAUUAUUUCAAGACGGUCAAAAUGGCCUUGCCCCACGUGGGUCUUGGAGUUCUGCUAUUUCUCUACCUACUCAUCGGGGCUUCGAUUUUCAACUAUUUGGAGUACGAAGCCGAUGUCAAAAUACAGAAGGCGAAGCUCGAUAGGCUAAAGACGGUAAAUAUAACAUCUUGAAAAAAAAAAAACCGUAAAAUAACUUGGAUCUUUGAAAAAAAAUUGAGAGUUGGCCGUUUUGAACAAAGAAACAAGCGCGUAAAAUCUGUGGUCAACGCUCUCAUUAAGGUUUUUCAAUAACCCUUCAUCAGAACGGAAAAAUAUGAAAAAUAUGAAAAAUCAAAAAUAAAAACAAAAAAUGUAACAUUAGGCGUGAGCUGGUGGGUUUUGUGCAUACACUCCGUCUAGCACAGGCAAAAAACCUACAGUAAUCGAAAAUUAUCGCAAAAACUUUUUUUUCAGUUUUUUUUUCAGUUCUUUCAAUUUUUAUUUGUACAGUGAUUAUUUCAGGAUUAUAAAAACGUAGUUGAAGCUGUGCGUGACGUUAUUGGUGAUGAGGAAAACUUUGCCGAAUAUGAACCACUCCUUUUUAAACAAUUGUCAAAGUAACAUUUUUUUUUCUUCGAAUAAAAAGCAACAAUAUUUAGGUUAUCAACGCUCCAUGAAGGACGAUAUUUUGAGUUGGAUCCCGGAAUGUUGUCCGAAGACGCUCUAUCGGCCCGUUGGACCAAAAGCAGCUCAUUUCUCUACGCUUUGAGCAUUUUGGUUAGACUUUUUGUCUUGCAAUGUUCAAAAAUUGGAUUUUCAGACCACAACAGGAUAUGCCUAUGCUGUUCCAGUAACAGGCCUUGGCCAAUGUUUCGCGAUAGCUUAUGGACUUGUUGGUAUUCCAUUGAUGGUCCUUGCCGCCGUGGAUAUCGGCAAAUUUUUGUCUCAUAUCGUCCUGGAAGCUUAUGCCAAGGUUGUAUAAGGAAAAAAUAGAAGACAUUCUGAAUUUAGUACCUAAAAUUCCUGGAGAAAAUCGGUCGGAAGAAGCGAGACAUGUCCUUGAAGAGGAAGAGGUGAGAAAUUUCCGAUUCUGAGGCUUCGAAAUGAAUUUUUCAUCGGUCCAAAAUGUUUCAAAUGCUUGUUUAAACCUUAAAUCCAACAGCAAGUUUAAAAAAAACAAAAAAAAAUGUCUCGAAAACUAAAAUUUCGUUGGAGCGCACUUGACUUAUUAAAAAUAGCCUUCAGAACUUUUUGAGCAUUUUCUGAAGCCCAGAUUGUCUAUAACUUUUUAAAAAAAUGUUUAAAAACUUUCAAAAUUAUUUCAAAAACAUGAAAAAAAGAAUUGCCAAGCGGUUGAAAAAAACUCAUUUUUUUAAAUCGAAUUUUCACUUGUUUUUUUGAGAAUUUUUUUAAUUUAACUACCGUAUUUUUUUAAAAAGUUAUCAAAGCUAAGGACAAGAAAAAAAGCUUGGAUUUGAGUUUCAAAUUUAGAAAAAAAUAGUAAAGAUCAGAAAUUUAGGAAAUAGAAGCUUAAGACCAACUCUAUCUUGUCAUUUUUCACUGAAAGUGAAAAAUUCGAGGCUUUUUCUCAAUUUCAAGACUUUGAAUUGCAAAAGUCAGGUCAUUUUUUCGAUAUUGCAACCAAUUAAAAAUUAAUCGAGCUUGAGAAUUUGAAAAAAAACUUGGAUUUGAGCUUCAAAUUGGAAAAAAAAAAGAAAAAAGCUCUGUUUUUUUGAUAAAUGGAAGCUUAAGAUCAACUCAAUCUUUUUAAUUUUUUCUCUAAAAGGGGAAAUUUCGAGCCCCGCCCCUUUUCGCGAUGGAAAAAAGGCCAUUUUUUUGGUGUUCCGUCUUUGACUGUUUCGUACAACCGAUAGAAACAAUGAAAAAUGAUGAAAAUUUCAGCAUACAUGUAGAAAAGGUUCCUCUUUCCGUUGAGCAGGUUUUUAGGUACUUUCCAUGUGUUUCAAAGAUCACUGUAGGAUGGAGUUGUGCACUCACUGUGACAAAAGUGAUGGUAAUCUGGAAUGAAAGCUCGUAAAACCUUCUACGGCUCAUGAAACCGUGCCGCCCUUGCAAAUAAGCGUGCGCGCAGAUUGCAUAAGAGCUCGCAAAACCAAAUUUUCAAUGCAAAAAAUUUUGCUUUUCGAUCACUUUUAAAUAUUGUUUUCUCCUCUUAUUCUUAAUAUUUUUCGUUUUUCUUUUCUGUUUUCGUAUACUACAUGUUGCAAUCAUUAUUUUUAUAACAAAAACUAGGAACUAGCUUGAGUUCGAAAAAUAGUUUUGUGGUCCCUAGACACUACUCACCUAGUGAUCCUUCAGAAGUCGACUCGGGAAGGACGGCGAGACGGCGAAGAUGAUCGACGACGCGGCUUCCAGCGACGUCGGCGACGCCGACAAGGCCUCGACGCCUCCAGAACGACGUCUUCCCUUGGUCAUCAACGCCUCGAUUCUGCUCGUCUUCUGCAUGCUCGGCGGCAUUCUCUACAUCGCUGCAGGUUGAAAUUAUUAGAAUUUUCUACAAAGAUUAAAAGAAGUUUUCUUGGUAGAAAAUUCAAUUUUUUUUUCAAUUCUAAAAUAAGUUUGGUGAGCUCAUUGUGCUUCAAAAUUUAAAAAAAAUGGCUGUAAAAAGUCCCAGUCGCAUCUCAUGAUAAAAACUGAUUAAAAAAUCAUUUUUGAUGAAUAAAUUUGAGAUAAAUAAGAAAAUAAAUUAAUAAAUAAUAAGAGUGACCUCUUAAGUGACCACUUUGGGCGUUUCAAGUGCUCCCCAGCGUGAUUUCCGGAUUUUUUCGUUGUUUUUCAAAGUAGAUUCUGCACCGACACUUUAAGAGGCCACUCGGCAUUUUUCUAGUGAUCCCUAAAGGGAAAAUGCGUCUUCAUAACUUCCCCAAGUGCUUUAUCUCCUCUUCAACUUGCCUUCUUCCUUAAGUGAACCCUUGGCACUUCCCUAAUGGUCCAUGAAAUUGUAAUUUCUUCUUUUAAUCUCUCUAGAAUCCUUUACUCUUUAAGCGAUCACUUGGCAUUUUUCUAGUGGUCCCUAAAGGGAAAAUGCUUCUUCAGAACUUCCCCAAGUGUCGUAUCUUCUCUUCAACUUGCGUUUUCCCUUAACUGAGCCCUUGGCGCUCUCCUAGUGUCCUAGAACUGCAAUUUCUUCUCCUGAUUUCUCUAAGCCAUCUCUUAAGUGACCCCUUGGCGCUUCCCUAGUGGUCCUUGAAGUGUAAUUUCUAGGUUUCUCCCUAAGUCUUGUUCCUACUCUUUAAGCGAUCACUUGAGGCUUUUCUAGUGGUCUCUAAAGGGAAAAUGCGUCUUCAGAACUUCCCUAAGUGUUGUAUCUCCUCUUCAACUCGGUUUCUCCCUUAAGUGAGCCCUUGGCGCUGUUCUAGUGGUCCUUGAAGUGUAAUUUCUUCUCUCACAGUUAAAAGACCACUAGGGAAGUGCCAAGGGGUCACUUAAGGGAGAAAGCAAGUCGAAGAGGAGAUACGACACUUGGGGAAGUUCUGAAGAAGCGUCUUCCCUUCAGGAGCCCCUAGAAAAAGUCAAGUGGUCGCUUAAAGAGUUGGAACAAGGCUCCUAGAGGAACCUAGAAAUUACAGUUCAAGGACCACUAAAAAAGCGCCAAGAGGUCGCUUUAGGGGUGAAUGAGAGAGCCAAUUUUCUCCGAAACUCGCUGAGGAUUUCCCAGUAGAUGAUCAUUUCAGGAGGCAAGGCGACCUUCAUCGAGGCCUUUUUCGUGACUUUCAACUUGGUAGCGAAUCUGACAAUGAGCGAGAUGCCGAACGACCUCAACCACAUCCUCACCAUCAUGUACAUCUUCGUCUUUGUCACUUGUGGUACGCGACGCGUCGACCCAUCCAUGCGUCGCGGUUAUUUUCCCAGGCGUCGCGGUCCUCUCGAUGAGCGCCGAGUUGGCGGCCCUGGAACUCAAGGAGAUCUUCAUGAAGAUCCACUACUUCGGAAGGAAGAUCAACUUCAAGCGGAAUAAAAAGAAGGAUCAGAUGGAGGUCGGACUUCUGAAGCCAUUUUAAGAAACAUCAAGAGUUUCAGAUGGAGGUGAAGGAACUUCUGAAAAUCAUCGAAGAGAUCCGCCGCCGCUACCCGGACAAGGAGAAAAUCACGACCAGGGAUAUUUUGGAGGUUUGAAAAAAUGAACAGCUUUUUUGAUAGGAGUAAGUGUGCUCUAAUGAUAACUAGUUUCUGGAGUGAAUUUCAGGCUCCUAGGAAGUCAAAUAAGUUCCUUUUUUUCCAAAAAAAUUGAUCAAAAAUAAAUUUAGAUCAUUAAAAACUUGUUGGGGGAGUGAAAUUCAUCAAAAAUCAGACUGCGUCAUAAAUAUUGACUCAAGCCUAUUUUUUUGGUGGUUUUUUUGAGAAGCCUAAUGUACUUUUUAAGAAUUUUGUCGAUAUAAUAAACAAGAUUCAUUUAAUUUAAGGUUUUCUGAACAUCUCAAGCUAUAUAAAUUUUGAUUUCCUGAAAAAAAAAACCAUCAAUUUUCUUUAAAAAUGGUCCAUUUUGAAAUUUUUAGCUUUUUUUUGGAAAAAUAAGGGUCUUUAGUAGGUUGACAGCUUCAGAAUUUGUCUCUAGUGGAUAAAAAAAAAAAUUCUGGCAAGGUUUCAGAAAGUUCUAGAAUAAAAAGUGAAAUCAUCUUUUUUCUAGGAGCUUCGGCAAAGUUGGGAGGAAUUUGAAAGAAAAUUCAAAUUUAUCAGUGAUCUCUGUUUCAGUACAUGCACGAGAACAACGCGGCCAAGGAGAAGCUCCAAGAGCGACGGGACACGAUCGCGUUCAUGCCACAGACGAUGGAGAUGCUCAAGUUUGCCGACGAGCAGGACCUGGAAGACCGAAGUGUCAGGGGCAUCGACGAGCCCUUCAUCGACAAGUUUGUUUUCAUUAUAUAGUCUGUUUACUGCGCCUUAUAAGGGGUUUCUCUGCGCCCUCCUCGUCUCUCGGCGCCUCUCUCAUGUUGACAUGCUAUUUCCAUAUUUCUCUGACCUCCCCGGUGAGGGAGAGAGACGCAGACACGCGAAAAGUGUCAAGUCACGGUAAACGGACUAUUUUUAGUCAUCAUUCAAUCUUCCAAAAAAAAAAAAACUCAAAAGCUGUUUUUUUCAAUGACAAGUGCGCUCUAAGGAUAAAAAUGUUUUUUUUGAGUAGAUUUUUAGGCUGGAAAAAUUCAACAAAAUGUGAAAAAAAUUCAAAAAUAAAAUGGAAUUUUAAGAAAAAUUAGUUUUUUUCUAAGGCAGUACCUUAAACAAUAAGCUACAGAAAAGUUAUUAAAAACGUUAUGGGAAAAUUUUCAGUGGCCACUUCAGCAGUUUUUCAUCCAGUAUUCCUUCCAGAUAAUUUUUAAAAAAACAUAUUGGACAAGUUAUGUUGAUCCAUUGACCCCUAAAGUGGCCACUCAAAUAUUUAGAGGUCUAGUAGUAGCACUCAGACCUCUAUAGUGGCCACUAAUUUUUAACCCCUUAAGUGGCCACUAAAACGUCAAAACCCUAUAGUGGCCACUAAAAAUUUUCUUAGUUAGUAUAUUUUUAAUUCCAGUUGAAAAAAAAUUGAAUUGUAAUCAAUAGAAAGGAUGAAUUUCCGGAAUUUAGAGAGAAUUUUCAAAAAUGGCAGAAAAAAUGCCUAUAGUCCAUUCACCACGGCUUGAGAUACUAUUUUCAUGUUUCUGUUUUCUCUGCGCUCUCUUGUGGUCGAACAGCAUUUUCAUCAUUUUAUAGUCUUUUCGAGUGUCUGCGUCUCUCUGUUUCCUCACCGGCGAGGUCAGAGAAACGCGAAAAUAGCGCUUCAAAACGAGAGAGACGAGUAGGGCGCAGAGAAAAACGGCAGUUAUGGUCAAAAACUCAUAUUUGGACCUGUAGUUGAUCAAAAUUAGGGUCAGGCACCUUCUAGCCUCGCACAAGAAAAAAAAAAGAAGAAGAACUGUUUGCAGGGCUCUCGGCGACAUGAUCGGCGAGGUCGCCGCUUGCCAUGCCGUCUUGUGCAGCGCUAGAAGGUGCCUGUAUAUUUAUUCAUAGUCCUACAUACUGAAGUGAUUCCGAAGAGAGGAAAAAAUAUAACGGAAUUUCGGAGUUUCAGAGAUGAUUUUGAACAGGGUAUGUGCGAGAGCGCCGCAGUGCAUGCACACGACAAACUAAACUUUACGGAAAAAAUAUGGGCGGGCCGUCCGUGUUUGAAAUCGAUUUUUCCCGCCAAAAGCCGCGUCACCAUAAAUCGCGUUUUUCAAGAGUGGGAUCGACUAUAACUAAAUUAUAACUGAAAAAAAUCUCAGAAACGGCCUUUUUUUAUUUCUGAGAAGAUAUGCUUAAUAUUACAUAAAAAGCUUCUUUUUUAAAAAAAAUUUUUUUAAAAAAAUUGGUUCGAAAUUUAAUCAAAAAAAUCAUUCGACAGCAAAGUUGCUCCAUGGAUAAAUUUAUUUUUUUCAAACCGGACGUGUCGCGACAUUUCUAGGGACCACGUUAGUAGUGUCUUCUCUUAAGUGAUCCCUAGAGUUGCUCAAAAAAAUCAGUUUUUAUUCACCCCCCUAGGAAAAAAAUCAGCAAGCUUCAAUGAAUGAACUAAGAACUGAUUCGCGAAGGAAAAAAAUUGAAAAAAACAUGGAAUUUUUUUCAAAAAAAUCGACUUUCGAUAAAUAAUCAAUGAAUGAGUGAAUAUGUGCUCUACUGAGAAAUCCUCUCGAAAAAUCUGACUUCUCUGAUCUCUCUUCUCUCUCGGUUUAAUAUUUUCAUGUUUCUGUUUUCUCUGCGCUCUCUCAUGUUCGAACAGUGUUUCCAUCUUUUUAUAGUCGUUUCGCGUGUCUGCGUCUCUCGGUUCCCUCACCGGCGAGGUCAGAAAAACAUGGAAAUAGCACGUAAACAGGAGAGAGACGCCGAGAGAUAAAGACAGCGCAGAGAAACCAAAAAUGGACUCAUCAGUGAGAGAGAAGAGAGCGCAGACAGGUCAGACGGUUUAAAAUUGUGGUGAAUGGACUAUUUCCAAAAACCAAAAAGCUUUCCAGAACCUUGACGAUGGUGGAUGUGUUGGAACUUUCGACGGAAAUUGAUUUGGAGCACCGUUUCCACCACGAACUCCGCAAAUACACGGCCGAGAUCAAAAUGAUGCCCAAGCCAUCGAGGCCUUCUUUGAGUAUCGAACCCAUUGAUGAUGUUUAA
Molecule: messenger RNA, 7208 nt
Organism: Caenorhabditis auriculariae
Lineage: Eukaryota; Metazoa; Nematoda; Chromadorea; Rhabditida; Rhabditidae
Source: the annotation of a GenBank genome assembly